UUUUCUGGUAUCUACGGUUUUCUGCUUUCCUAAAUCUUGGGUAAUGGAUAAACCAAUGGACCGUUCCAUCUUGGAUUGGGCUGGAGUUAGUUAAGAAUGUAACUGCGCUUUCUUGAUGAAGCUUGAUUCUGGAAAGUUUGGAAGUGUUUGUCGAAGGUCUCUAAUCAACAUUGUAUCUUUUGUUCAUUUGCAGGUCUAGUUUCUAAGUGAAAUGAUGCAAAGGAUUUCGGGCUCUUGGAAUCCUAAAUCAACGAUGUGGAUGAGGGCAUUUCCGAUGUGCUUCUCUUUACUACGAGACCCUCGGCAUGGAAUCCAUGCCUUGAGCAGUCUUUGGCAGGAUAGCUUGCACAGAACAGGUAAGACACAUGGAAGCCAUUGGAGGUUUAAUGUGAUUAGUCCCAAACCGAAUGAACUUGAAGGAUGGUACAGUAGAAGAUGGACUAGAAGUGCUACGACAUUGAAUGACACAAGACAGCAGCAGCUUGCUGAGAGGAAAGACCUGCACAAGCUCUUGACGGUCAUUGUGUUUGAUAUCGAGACUACCGGGUUUAAAGGGCAGUUUAACCGGAUUGUCGAGAUUGCAUUUCGUGAUUUGGGAGGUGGCGAGAACAGCACGUUCGAGACCCUUGUCUAUCCUGAACGUCGAAUCUGUAACUCGAAAUUUCAUGGGAUUAACGAUGACAUGGUCAUGAAAGAUGGUGUUCCUAGGAUGGAAGAGCUGAUACCGAUUAUGGUACAGUACAUAGAAAGUCGUCGAAAGCAAGAUGGCCAUGUACUGCUAGUAGCUCAUAAUGGUCGUAGUUUCGACGUGCCAUUCCUCAAGUGUGAGUUCGAGCGGUGCAAUUUCCAGAUUCCUGCUGAUUGGUUCUUCUAUGAUAGUCUCCGUCUGGCGCGCAAACUCUUCAAAUCAGCAUCACUGGGAGCUCUGGUACACAAGUACAAGAUCGAGUUGGUGGGAAAACCACAUAGAGCCAUGACAGAUGUGAAUGCACUGUCAGAGAUUGUGCCGAAACUUGCUCACGAUUUGGAAAUCUCGAUAGCCGACUUAGUCAAGGACUCAUUCACAGUCUCGGAGUUGAGCAAGACGAGUUCCAAGAAGAAAGGGCCGGCCAGUAAAGCUAAGUCAGAGACUUCAGAGCAGAAAGUUUAGAAGUCUAGACCAUGGUGGCGUUCACCUGCAGUUUAUUUGCAGUAUGCCUUGCUUUGUUUCUCUGUUUACUUCUUGUUGCAAAAUCAUUGAUUGUAAUUUCCCAGGCUGCCUUAGGGCCAUUUUGAUGCCUAAUGGCAGCAGACAUUAUUGAUGCUAAAUCAAAGUAGCUUUUCACCUCAAAAGAGAUUCAAUCAA
Molecule: messenger RNA, 1345 nt
Organism: Linum tenue
Lineage: Eukaryota; Viridiplantae; Streptophyta; Magnoliopsida; Malpighiales; Linaceae
Source: the annotation of a GenBank genome assembly